Amphibalanus amphitrite is the source of this 803-nucleotide messenger RNA. RefSeq lists its product as uncharacterized. The coding region runs from base 204 to 725 and encodes 173 amino acids. NCBI's taxonomy places the organism in Eukaryota, Metazoa, Arthropoda, Thecostraca, Balanomorpha, Balanidae. Gene Ontology annotation, biological process: mitochondrial electron transport, NADH to ubiquinone. The transcript has 5 exons. The record is from RefSeq and is a predicted model, not a curated record.
UGUCUCAGUUUGUAUUUAGGCAAGUCUGCGGAAGUGUAUUUUGGUGUAUUUCUUUUGGCUUUGGUAUUUAUGGUAUUUAUAUAGGUACGCGCGGCCGCGAAGUGGGGGAAGUUUGUAGAUUUUACACAAAAUAUAGCACAAAUAUCAUAUAAUCUCAAAUUUCAAUUAUUAGAAAGAGGGGGCAGUAGCAGCAGCGCCCGAUCAUGACAUCCUCUCUGCCGGCGUCGGCCACGGGCGGCGUGCAGCCCAUGUCCAUCGAGGGCCGCUGCAAGAAUGUGCGCGAGCGGCUCAUCCAGAUGUCGGCUGAGGACCGCAAGUGGCGAGCCCAGUGGCUCAAGGACCAGCACCUCUCGCCCAAUGAGCCCAGGUAUGUUCCAGAGUACUUCAACGAGAUCACAAAUCCCAUCCGCCGGUUUUACAAGUGGCCUCUCAACACGCUCUUCGAGAAACUGCAGCCAGUCAUGGGCGUGAAAGGCGCCUUCAUGGCUCGCUGGUACACAGGGAAAAUGCUGAUGUUCCUGGGAUCUGUCUACGCCGCUCACUACUACUUCAAGUACUCGAAGAACGACUGGACGCGCCGCGGCGGCUGGAAGGUGCACGUGUCGCGCCAGGCCGUGCUGCCCGGCCAGGAGGGCUUCCCCAACACGGGCGACCGCCAGCACCACUGGGACUACUACGACCGCGGCUUCCAGAACCGCUCCGUGUUCAAAGGAGGCGCCUAUUGAUCGGGAGCCCGCCGUCGCGCAGAUGUGCUAUAUGAACCGCAGUGUGUGCUUGUAAAUAAUACAUUAGGACGAUAUGUG